Belonocnema kinseyi is the source of this 864-nucleotide messenger RNA. RefSeq lists its product as uncharacterized. The record is from RefSeq and is a predicted model, not a curated record. Gene Ontology annotation, cellular component: neuronal cell body; membrane; dendrite. NCBI's taxonomy places the organism in Eukaryota, Metazoa, Arthropoda, Insecta, Hymenoptera, Cynipidae. Bases 1 to 864 code for a protein of 287 amino acids. Gene Ontology annotation, biological process: sensory perception of taste. The transcript has 5 exons.
AUGCAAAAGGUGUUUGCUCAAAGGUCUACUAAAGUUUUUACAAUAUCAUCUAAAAAGAGUAAUCAAAUUUCUAGCAGACCAAAAGAAGAAUUCAUUCGGAACAUAAAACCCAUUCUUUUGAUAUCUCGAGUAUUUGGACUGACACCCUACUCAAUAUCCAAUACGAAGUUAUCUUUGUCGAGGAUGAAAAUCGCACAUUCUGGAUUAAUCAUAAUCUUUGCAUCUUAUGUUCUUUACGAACGGCUGAAUCUUUACUACUAUCACAGUAAUUUGGAAUCUAAACUGCUACAUCUCUCAAUGAUAAGAUCAGUAUUAACACAUCUUUGUGUGUACAUAGAUGUUGUUCUUGCUAAAUCAGAAGAUGAUCAUAAACAUCUUAAUAUCCGUGAUGCAUGGCGGCUGCAUUGGUAUUUAGUUUCUGCAGCAGAAGAAUUAAAUUCAAUGUAUUCGAUCCAACUUUUAGUUUGGUGCGCAACCCUAAGUUUCAAUACAAUAUCAAGAAUUUAUACUUUUUUUACACUGCAUGAGAGUAAAAAUAUUUUUAGGAAUAUUAGAGAAAGUAUUCUUGCUUCUUAUUUUAUUGCUCUUUUGACAUCUUUGGCAACAAUUUGUAGCUUAACUGCUAAUGAGGCCAACAAAGUCGGUACACUAAUUUUUUCGCCAAAAUAUCUUCGAAAGCGUUACCUAGGUCAAAAGGAGGGUUUGUUUCAGGACAGUUUUACAAUUGGACAAUACUUUCUUCUUCAUUCCUUCCACUUUUCAGCUGCUGCUGGAUUCUUUAAAGUUAAUCUUCCGCUCUUAUUGACAGUAACUGGAGCAAUGACGACAUAUCUCGUACUAUUAAUUGCUCCUAAUAAUUGUUGA